AUGCAGAAGUUAUCUGACAGUAACAGUGAAAUUUGUCACAGUGAAAGUAGCAGUGAAAUUUGUCACAAUGAAAGUAGAAAUGAAAUUUGUCACAGUGAAAGUAGCAGUGAAAUUUGUCACAGUGAAAGUAACAGUGAAAUUUGUCAUAGUGAAAGUAGCAGUGAUAUUUUUCACAGUGACAGUAGCAGUGAAAUUUGUUACAGUGAAAAUAGCAGUGAAAUUUGUCACAUUGAAAGGAGCAGUGAAAUUUGUCACAGUAAAAGUAGCAGUGAAAUUUUUCACAGUGAAAGUAGCAGUGAAAUUUGUCACUGUGACAGUAGCAGUGAAAUUUGUCACAGUUACAGUAGCAGUGAUUUUUUCACUGUGACAACUUUCUGGUUGGAUCAGGUUGUUACAGUGACAGAAGCAGUCACAGUGACAGGAGCAGUCACUGUGACAAGUCACUGCUCCGUUACAUUCGACCCAUCUCUAGAAAGUAGUAAUGUAGUGAAUGUUCAUCAUGAAAGUAGCAGUGAAAUUUGUCACAGUGAAAGUAGCAGUGAAAUUUGUCACAGUGAAAGUAGCAGUGAAAUUUUUCACAGUGACAGUAGCAGUGAAAUUUGUCACAGUUACAGUAGCAGUGAUUUUUUCACUGUGGCAACUGUCUGGUUGGAUCAGGUUAUUACAGUGACAGAAGCAGUCACAGUGACAGAAGCAGUCACAGUGACAGAAGCAGUCACAGUGACAGGAGCAGUCACUGUGACAAGUCACUGCUCCGUUACAUUCGACCCAUCUCUAGAAAGUGGUAAUGUAGUGAAUGUUCAUUAG
Parasteatoda tepidariorum (common house spider) is the source of this 807-nucleotide messenger RNA. The record is from RefSeq and is a predicted model, not a curated record. Lineage: Eukaryota; Metazoa; Arthropoda; Arachnida; Araneae; Theridiidae.